Messenger RNA from Rhineura floridana, 2011 nucleotides. It is a transcript of the gene DRG2, whose product is annotated as developmentally regulated GTP binding protein 2. Gene Ontology annotation, molecular function: GTP binding; GTPase activity. Gene Ontology annotation, biological process: cytoplasmic translation. Bases 119 to 1213 code for a protein of 364 amino acids. The record is from RefSeq and is a predicted model, not a curated record. Lineage: Eukaryota; Metazoa; Chordata; Lepidosauria; Squamata; Rhineuridae. The transcript is spliced from 13 exons. Gene Ontology annotation, cellular component: cytoplasm.
GUUGACAUGGGGCCCCGAGAACCACUUCCGGUAGCUAAGGGCAACCUCUUCCGGAGUACUUCGGCCGGCCUGCUUAUCCGCCCGCCAGCUGUGCUGCGUCUCGGCCCGGCGCGCCACUAUGGGAAUCUUGGAGAAGAUCGCGGAGAUCGAGAAGGAGAUCGCCCGGACCCAGAAGAACAAAGCUACCGAGUACCACCUUGGCCUGCUGAAGGCAAAGCUCGCAAAGUACAGAGCUCAGCUUCUAGAGCCUUCAAAAUCGGCCGCGGGCAAAGGCGAAGGCUUUGAUGUGAUGAAAUCUGGAGACGCCCGGGUGGCACUGAUUGGUUUUCCCUCUGUGGGUAAGUCCACGUUUCUGAGUUUAAUGACUUCCACGGCUAGCGAGGCAGCUUCCUAUGAAUUCACCACGCUGACAUGUAUUCCUGGAGUCAUAGAGUACAAAGGAGCCAAUAUCCAGCUUCUUGAUCUGCCGGGGAUCAUCGAAGGCGCUGCUCAAGGAAAAGGCCGAGGGCGCCAAGUGAUCGCCGUGGCCCGGACUUCUGAUGUUGUCAUCAUGAUGCUGGAUGCUACAAAGGGUGAAGUGCAGAGAGCUCUGUUAGAAAAGGAGUUGGAAUCGGUAGGCAUCCGGCUGAACAAAAAUAAGCCCAACAUCUACUUCAAGCCAAAAAAGGGAGGGGGCAUCUCCUUCAAUUCCACGGUGAUGCUGACGCAGUGCUCUGAGAAGCUGGUGCAGCUCAUCCUCCAUGAAUACAAAAUCUUCAAUGCGGAGGUUCUGUUCAGGGAUGACUGCACACCUGAUGAGUUCAUUGACGUGAUUGUUGGCAACCGGGUCUACAUGCCGUGCCUUUAUGUUUAUAACAAAAUUGACCAGAUCUCCAUGGAGGAGGUAGAUCGCCUGGCUCGGAAACCCCACAGUGUGGUUGUCAGCUGCGGCAUGAAGUUGAACUUGGACUUCCUGCUGGAGAUGCUGUGGGAGUACCUGGCCCUUACCUGCAUCUACACCAAGAAAAGAGGCCAGAGACCAGACUUUUCAGAUGCCAUCAUCCUACGGAAAGGGGCCUCAGUGGAACACGUGUGCCAUCGAAUUCACCGGACAUUAGCCAGCCAGUUCAAGUAUGCGUUGGUGUGGGGAACUAGCACGAAAUACAGCCCUCAGCGAGUAGGACUCAGCCACAUGAUGGAACACGAAGACGUCAUCCAAGUAGUGAAGAAAUAAUCCUCGUUGCCAGCCCUUCACCCUGCCCCGCUGUGUGGAAUUUCCAGUUCGACUUUGGCGGUAACCUGUCUGAAAGCCACAAAGAAGUGAAAAUCGUUCUGGGCAAGGCGAGGGCUUGCAGCUCCACAUAAGCUUCCAUGAAGCUUGCCCGGAGGAUAAAAGGGUGACUAUGGAAUUGCUCGCAGGGUAGGGACGUGGAGGCGAUAGGUUCUUCUCUUACACAGCAGCAUGCUUGAGGGGCAUCUUUUUGUAGCAUGGUGUUUGGGUGCCUUUAAGAUGCUCGGGGCAGGUUUGUUUGCGACUUGACGGCUACCCGGAAAAGUGGCCUUGGGUCCAUGAACCGAAGAACACAGGGAAGGACCAUCUGUCCUCUGCUUGUCCUUCCUUCCGUGUGUGUCAGCCUGCAAGUGGAACAACAGCCCAUCUUUCCCCAUCCAAAAACCAGCACUUCUGUCUCCAUCUCCACAUGGAUGGGGCAUGGCCAGAAAUAAUCCAUGCAACACGAGGACUUGUUUACAGGCAGAUCUCUUCAUCACAUCCACACCGUGACCCACAGAAGUCUGUUUCCACCCGUUUUCCAGCUAAGAGAUGUUAAUAACUUUUGCGGGAGUGAACGGAAAUGCAGCCAUGUCCUUUCUGUCCCCUAUUGCCCAUUUCGCAAGAUGGCAACUGCAAAAUGUCUACUCUGAAACGGCACGCCUGCCCCUCACACAGCUCUGCCCAAGAAAAUUACUCCUUUGUCUCCAGACCCAUCAAAAGCCAUUGGUCCUUGAAGCAAAAUAAAAAAUAGCUCUCGUU